Heterobasidion irregulare TC 32-1 is the source of this 2322-nucleotide messenger RNA. RefSeq names its product synaptic vesicle transporter. The coding region runs from base 319 to 1977 and encodes 552 amino acids. The transcript is spliced from 11 exons. NCBI's taxonomy places the organism in Eukaryota, Fungi, Basidiomycota, Agaricomycetes, Russulales, Bondarzewiaceae. The record is from RefSeq and is a predicted model, not a curated record. Gene Ontology annotation, biological process: transmembrane transport. Gene Ontology annotation, molecular function: transmembrane transporter activity.
AUUUGUUCUGCUCUCGCGGCUAUGACCUGUCAACAGGUGCUAUGUUGAGCAGCUCAAUACCGCUCGCAAUUAACAUCCCCAAAAUUGACUGGACCCUCGGGCCUAGAAGGGCUUUUGCGGCUCGCCAGGCAAAGGAUCUUCGAGCGUAGAAUGGGUGCCGCUCGGCUCCUCCUUCAUAUGUAUCUACAAUACUCCGGUUCGUCCUCCUCGUCCAACAGAAUGUCCCGAGAGCAUUUUCUUCGCUGCGCGCUGCCGCCUCGCUCUCGUCGACGCCGCCUAUAAAAGCAGGCGUGCGUUCUCCAAUACUGCAACCUCGUCAUGUCGCUUCCACAUCCGCACCACGAGCACGAGCACAACUACGAAGUGGCCCUCCCUGCCGUGCUACCGGACGUCGACAUCGAGGAUGCGCCUCCUCCUCCCAUCCAUCUCGCGCGCCGCUCCACUCGCCGCUCUUCUAUGCGCCAAUCCAUCUCGUCCCCAGCAGCACGCCCGCACUACCUCAGUUCGGACUCUGCUGAGACCGUUACGGAGCCCGGUGCCGUGGAGGUCGCAGCCUCUGGACCAGGAAAACUUGAUCCCGAAAAGGCGCUCGAGAAAUGGGAAGUGGUCGAUUGGGAGGUUGGAGACCCAGAGGAUCCGCGCAAUUUUUCGAAGACGAAGAAGUGGAUUAUCACGAUUGCUGUCUCCUCGCUUUGUCUGGCAGUCGCUCUCGGGUCCGCCAUCAUCACAGGUGAUCUCCCUCAUCCUGCGAGAGAGCUCGGCAUGUCCGACAUCGUGGGUAACCUCGCCGUUACCCUCUUCGUCGUCGGCUUUGGUCUCGGUCCCCUAGUGUAUGCCCCCAUGUCAGAGAUGUUUGGACGGAGACCGAUCUAUAUCAUCUCGAUGGGUUUGUUCGCAAUCUGGACGAUCCCCUGCGCGCUCGCGAAGAACCCUCAGACACUUCUUGUCGGCCGUGCAUUGGCAGGUCUCGCAGCCUCUGCGCCAAUGACGAACGUGGGUGGAAGUGUGGCCGAUCUAUGGAGCCUCGACGAGCGUGGCAUGCCAAUGGCUGUAUUCUCUGCAGUGCUAUUCGUUGGACCUGUCCUCGGCCCACUCAUCGGAGGCUUUGUCGGCGAGACCAUCGGUUGGCGCUGGGAGUACUGGAUUCUACUCAUCUUCGUCAGCGCGGAGUGCAUCAUGACGCUCUUUGUACCGGAGACAUUUGCUGUUGUCCUUUUGAAGAGACGUGCAGAGAAGCUGCGCGCAGAGACAGGAAAUCCCGCAUAUAAGACCGCAACAGAGAUCGUUGAAGCGGAUAUCACGAUCGGCGAGCGCGUGCAGAUUGCGCUCAUCCGUCCCUUCGAGAUGCUCUUCACCGAGCCUGUGCUUAUCUUCAUGUCGCUCUAUCUCUGUCUGAUCUACAUGCUCCUCUAUCUCUUCUUCUUUGCGUUUCCGAUUGUGUUCGAAGGCGUGCACCAUAUGAACGAUGGAAUCACGGGACUGAUGUUCCUCUCCAUCCUCGUCGGCAUCUUGAUCGCGCUCGUGACGAUGCAUUUCUGGACGCAGUUAUAUCGGAAACUGUACAAGGCUCAUGCUGUCGAGGCGCGCCUUCCGCCUAUGAUGUUUGGCGCGUUGAUGUUGCCGGCGUCAUUGUUCAUCUUUGCGUGGACGAGCUUCGAAUAUGUGAGCUGGGUUGGCCCCAUGAUGGGCGGCGUCGCCUUCGGCUGGGGCAUGGUCUCCGUCUACAUCUCCGCCAACUCCUACAUCGUCGACGCCUUCCCCAAAUACGUCGCCUCCGCGAUCGCCGCGAAGACGUUUAUCCGCUCUAUGGCCGGUGCAUCCGUGCCCAUGUUCGUCGUGCAGAUGUACAACGGUCUGGGCCCUCGCUGGGCGUCGUCGCUCCUGGGCUUCGUCUCCAUCGCGAUGCUGCCCAUCCCAUUCGUGUUCUGGAAGUGGGGCGCGCAGAUCAGGGCAGCGAGUCGGCGCGCGAGCGCGUAACUGGGUUUUCUUUUGAUUUCAUAAUCGCAGGUGCCGUUUUGGCGUCUCGGUCGGGGGUAAAACUAGGUUCUGGAUUUCGAUGCGAAUAUUUUUCUUCUUGUGAUAGAGGUUCAAUAGAUGGGCACAUGAAUACCCUGAACUACUAUAGAUCUCUUCUAUACACUAUCAUCCUCUUCGAUUUCAUUCGCCGCAUAUAGUUUUCCAUUCUUCCACUUGCAUCUACCUCACUUGUAUUGAUAUGUACAUAGUUUCGUACAUAGAGCUAGACAGCAUUCUUUGUUUACUCGAUGUACACCAGCCUUCGUACGCUCUAAUAUAUAGAGAUACGAUUUCGGACGCCAUGUC